GCCACACUUCCUGUUGAUCCUGGCGGCCGGGGGCCGGGCUGAGGGGCGGGCCGCGGUCAGUGGGCAGGCGCGGGCUCGAAGCUAAGCCUCAAGUCCCCGUGCGCCGAGUGUCCUCUCCUCGCGUCCCGCGCUCCCUCGCAGCCUCGCCAUGCCCGCCGUGGACAAGCUCCUGCUGGAGGAGGCGUUGCAGGACAGCCCCCAGGCACGCUCCUUACUAAGUGUAUUUGAAGAAGAUGCUGGCACCCUCACGGAUUACACCAACCAGCUGCUGCAGGCCAUGCAGCGUGUCUAUGGUGCACAGAAUGAAAUGUGCCUGGCCACUCAGCAGCUUUCGAGGCAACUUCUGGCAUAUGAAAAACAGAAUUUUGCACUGGGCAAAGGCGACGAGGAAGUAAUUUCUACACUACAUUAUUUUUCCAAAGUGGUGGAUGAGCUCAAUGGUCUGCACACAGAGCUGGCCAAGCAACUGGCCGACACUAUGGUUCUCCCUGUUAUACAAUUUCGAGAGAAGGAUCUCACAGAAGUCAGCACGUUGAAGGAUCUCUUUGGACUUGCCAGCAAUGAGCAUGACCUGUCAAUGGCAAAAUACAGCAGGCUCCCUAAGAAGAAGGAGAACGAGAGGGUGAAGACGGAAGUUGUGAAAGAGGUGGCAGCUGCCCGACGGAAACAGCACCUCUCAUCCCUUCAGUACUACUGUGCACUCAAUGCACUGCAGUACCGCAAGCGGGCAGCCAUGAUGGAGCCCUUGAUAGGCUUUGCCCACGGACAGAUUAACUUUUUCAAGAGAGGAGCAGAGAUGUUCUCCAAAAGUAUGGACGGUUUCUUAUCAUCCGUUUCAGACAUGGUUCAGAGCAUUCAGGUGGAACUGGAAACUGAGGCAGACAAGAUGCGGGUGUCCCAGCAAGAGUUGCUUUCAGUCAGUGAAUCUGUUUACACUCCGGACAUCGAUGUGGCCACACCGCAGAUCAACAGGAAUCUCAUCCAGAAGACUGGCUACCUCAAUCUCAGAAACAAGACGGGACUGGUCACCACCACGUGGGAAAGGCUGUACUUCUUCACCCAAGGCGGGAACCUCAUGUGCCAGCCAAGGGGAGCUGUGGCGGGAGGCUUGAUUCAGGACCUGGACAACUGCUCUGUGAUGGCGGUGGAUUGCGAAGACAGACGCUAUUGCUUCCAGAUCUCCACGCCCAGUGGCAAACCGGGAAUAAUUCUCCAGGCAGAGAGCAGGAAGGAAUAUGAAGAGUGGAUAUGUGCAAUAAACAACAUCUCCAGGCAGAUCUACCUGACGGACAACCCAGAGGCAGUAGCCAUCAAGUUGAAUCAGACGGCUCUUCAGGCGGUGACUCCAAUCACAAGCUUUGGGAAAAAACAAGAAAGCUCCUGCUCCAGUCAAAACAUAAAAAAUUCAGACACAGGAAAUGACAAGAUCGUUCCCAAAGCAGCAGCCAGCAUUCCUGAGACAGAGGAGCUGAUCGCACCUGGGACUCCCAUUCAGUUUGAUAUCGUACUUCCUGCAACAGAGUUCUUCGACCAGAACAGGGGCAGCAGGCGCACCAACCCUUUUGGUGAAACGGAGGAUGAUUCAUUCCCUGAAGCAGAAGAUUCUCUUUUGCAGCAGAUGUUCAUUGUCCGGUUUCUGGGAUCAAUGGCAGUUAAGACAGACAGCACUACCGAAGUGAUUUAUGAAGCAAUGAGACAAGUACUGGCUGCCCGGGCUAUUCACAACAUCUUCCGCACGACCGAAUCCCAUCUGAUGGUCACUAGCCAAACUCUGAGGUUGAUAGAUCCUCAGACUCAAGUGUCAAGGGCCUGUUUUGAGCUUACGAGUGUCACACAGUUUGCUGCUCACCAAGAAAACAAAAGACUAGUUGGUUUCGUCAUCCGGGUGCCGGAUUCCACAGGAGAAGAGUCUCUGAGCACAUACAUUUUUGAAAGCAACUCAGAAGGCGAAAAGAUAUGUUAUGCUAUUAAUUUGGGGAAAGAAAUUAUUGAGGUUCAAAAGGAUCCAGAAGCACUGGCUCGAUUAAUGCUGUCUGUACCACUAACCAAUGAUGGAAAGUAUGUACUGUUAAACGAUCAAGCAGAUGAUACUGGCGGAAGUCCAAGUGAAAACAGAGGCGCAGAAUCUGAAGCAUAACUCACUUGGGCAUCGGGGGUCAGAGUACGUGGGAAGGAGAGCCACCUCCUUAAGGGGUUUUCAACUUCUCUGACGUACAGGCACACUGACCUGAAUUUAGAACACCGACAAUCACGUGUGGACUGUACCCUCGGAUGCCCUGGCACAGAAACAUGGGAGGGAGACAGUAAGAAAUGGGUGAGAGCGUGCCUACCCAUCUACAAAUGCUAUUUUAGGUGCUUUGUGGUAAGUCUUUGCUUCAGACUAUCGGGUACCUAGAAUGAGAGCUAUGAAAAUGCAUUGUUCACUUUAUUUGGAUAGCAUCACUUCAGUUCCUAGGAUCCUUUUAUAAAUGGCGAAACUCUGGAUUUACAAUUUAUUAAAUACUAAAUAGUUCCUAUUAAUAUGAUCUAUUUUUGUAUUUUACUUAGUUUUUAAGUGCCUGUCAUUCUGAAGAUUAUAUAUUUAUAACCCGCUGGUCUCACACAUGGACCUCAUGGCAUUGCUAUGCAAUUUGGUCUCCAACACUAGCAAGACAGCAAGUCUUCACAACCGAACCUUUCUGAACCAGAGUUCAUUCAGAAGCCUCAGGCCCUCUUAGAUGUGGCUGCUUUCCCACGGUGAGCAAGGGACAGCCCUACUGGUUCCUGUUUCCUCUGAGCCAGGCCUUCCUCAAAGGGACCAGUUAAUUUUAAAACUCACUUGAAACUCAGCUAGCUGUGGGGCUGUGUGUAAAGUUCUGGUUUCUACCUUGAUGUUUCUGGUUCCUGGAGUCCCAGACCAAUCUCCAACCCCUAAUUAUGAAGUAGAGAUAAAGGUCUUGAAAUCAUGCAGCAUAAAUUAAUUGUAACCACCUUCAACAACCUGUCUUUGUAAUAACUUAGCAAUAAAAACUAUUUCAUCUCUUU
Messenger RNA from Arvicanthis niloticus (Nile rat), 3024 nucleotides. The record is from RefSeq and is a predicted model, not a curated record. Lineage: Eukaryota; Metazoa; Chordata; Mammalia; Rodentia; Muridae.